UUGUUAUUUAUUGACUCAUUAUUUAUCGGGCAGCCUCAACCGGUGGAGUAAUUUUAUAGCCCGAUUUACGCAAUCGAAGAGUAAGGAUGCAGCCUAGCUCCGAUGAUGCUUCCCGACGCAUUGCUAGGAUCAGUUCUCAUCUCCGCCCUCCCGCUUCUCAGACGGAGGAGACGUCCUUGCUGAGGCGUGCGAAUUGCCGGUCCAAGGGAGGAGCCCAUGGAUUCAAGGUGGCGAUACUGGGAGCUGCUGGAGGUAUUGGGCAGCCGCUUGCUAUGCUGAUGAAAAUGAAUCCUUUGGUCUCGGUUCUACACCUUUACGAUGUUGUCAAUUCUCCCGGUGUCACUGCAGAUAUCAGCCACAUGAACACCGGCGCUGUGGUCCGGGGUUUUCUUGGUCAAUCUCAAUUAGAGAAUGCACUUACAGGAAUGGAUCUUGUAAUAAUUCCUGCUGGAGUUCCUAGGAAGCCAGGAAUGACUAGGGAUGAUUUGUUUAAUAUCAAUGCUGGGAUUGUCAAGACCCUGUGUGAGGGAGUGUCUAAAUGCUGUCCCAUGGCUAUAGUUAACUUGAUAAGCAAUCCAGUGAACUCCACUGUUCCCAUCGCAGCUGAAGUGUUUAAGAAAGCUGGUACUUACAAUCCCAAGCGUCUUUUGGGGGUGACAACACUUGACGUUGUGAGAGCCAAUACUUUUGUGGCUGAAGUCUUAGGGGUUGAUCCCAGGGAUGUUAAUGUUCCUGUGAUUGGUGGUCAUGCUGGAAUUACCAUAUUACCUCUUUUAUCGCAGGUCAAUCCUUCAUAUUCUUUUACACAAGAGGAAAUUAGUUAUCUGACUGAUCGCAUACAGAAUGGCGGAACAGAAGUUGUUGAGGCAAAAGCUGGCGCAGGCUCUGCUACAUUGUCAAUGGCAUACGCAGCUGCUAAAUUUGCCGAUGCUUGUUUGAGGGGGUUACGAGGUGAUGCGAACAUAUUGGAAUGUUCAUUUGUGGCUUGUCAGGUUACAGAACUACCUUUCUUUGCAUCAAAUGUUCGAUUAGGUCGUAGUGGAGUGGAGGAGGUUCUUCCUCUUGGACCGUUGAAUGAAUUUGAAAGGGCUGGCUUGGAGAAGGCUAAGAAAGAGUUGGCAAUAAGCAUUCAGAAGGGAGUCUCAUUCAUUAACAAGUGAUGGGACGGUACUUUUGAGCUGCUCCACAAUUGAGCUCAUAACAACGUUAAUAUUGGUAAACUUGUUACAGGUUUCAUGGUCAGAGAAAGGUUUACAAUACGGAUUUCUCAUGAAAUCAUCUGAUAUUGUGGAAAUGGACUAUGGAAAAAAUAAGCCAACUUUGUUAAGUUACAAAACAGUGGAAGUUGUCUGAUUUUCUAAGGGAAUUUUCUCAAGUUCUUGUUUUUUA
Molecule: messenger RNA, 1389 nt
Organism: Zingiber officinale
Lineage: Eukaryota; Viridiplantae; Streptophyta; Magnoliopsida; Zingiberales; Zingiberaceae
Product: malate dehydrogenase, glyoxysomal
Exons: 9
Coding region: 87-1160 (357 amino acids)
Biological process (GO): malate metabolic process; tricarboxylic acid cycle
Cellular component (GO): chloroplast; cytoplasm
Molecular function (GO): L-malate dehydrogenase (NAD+) activity
Source: RefSeq, a predicted model, not a curated record